AUGCAUUAUAAUUCAAUAGUCGCGUACAUCAUUGUCAUUUUCUUUGCCAUGACAGUUGUUCUGGCUCAAGCAAAUAAAGAACGCGAACAGUUUGCUGACCUUCUACAAAAACGUAAACAUUUAAAUGGUUACUGGGUAGGAAAACGAUUGGUAGUCUCAUCCGAUGAAGAACCAUUGUCCGAUGCGGAAGACGACCUCUCAGCAGCAAAACGAGCAUCUUAUUUAGUCGGCAAACGUGGUACAUAUUUAGUUGGCAAACGUGCGUCAUAUCUUGUUGGACGAAAGCGUCGUAAUUUGAUGGUUAAUGAUCACGAAUAA
Molecule: messenger RNA, 318 nt
Organism: Adineta ricciae
Lineage: Eukaryota; Metazoa; Rotifera; Eurotatoria; Adinetida; Adinetidae
Source: the annotation of a GenBank genome assembly